AUGGCAUCGUCUGAAAUAUACGAUUUGAUCGUUGUCGGUUCCGGCUUUGCUGGGUGCAUGACCGCCCUCAACUUCCUGGAAGAAUGCAAGCGCCUGAACAAGAGCAGCCGUGUAGCCCUCGUCGAAGCUGGAAAAGAGGGUGAACGGUCAGGUGCUUCCAAGUGGACCAUGGCAUACCUUCGACUGGACAAGAACCUGGAUUUCGAUGAUCAUUGGGUCAAGGAGAUGAGACGUGUCAGCAAUGGGGCAGCAGACGAAGACUACUGCGAAAAGCUCAGACAGGAGGCUCCCCUUUCAGCACGUUAUCUUGAAGACCAUGGCGUCAAGUUCGUACAUCAUGACGAACCAAAUGUUCUUCUGGAGUUCAAUACAGACCAACACUUUGUCUUUCCGGCGGGCGGUGGUAACGCCAUCAUUCAAAGCUUGUUAACCCACAUCAAAGCAUUCGACCAGGCCGAUAUUCUGUAUCAGAAUGAGGCUGUUCGCCUUCUGACCACUGAUGCGGGAUCCGUUCGAGGCUUGAAAGUUCGGAAGACAGACGGCUUGCUCCACGACCUCCUGGCUCCCACGGUCAUGCUUGCUUGUUUGAAGUACAACAAGGGCGCAGGCUUGCGAAUGUGUCUCGACGUUGGCGCUGAUACUGCCGGAUCUUUCGACGGAAUGCAUUGUGAGCUUGUCGAUAUUCGGGCCGACAAGCCGGAUGCUGUGAUCUGGGGUCACAACUACGGCAUUCUUGUCAACAACGACUGUGAGCGGUUCUACGACGAAGGUGAACGACAUCUCUUUGCCACAUUUGAAAUUGCGGCCCUCCAUACGUGGGAAAACCAGGAUAUGUCUUGCUAUUUUAUUACUGACGACAUAAUCAUGCAACGCUUCAAAGGCAGCUGGGUGUAUGAAACCACAGACAAGCCACCGGAGAAGUCAGACACGAUUGAAGGCUUGGCUGGGAAGCUGAAAAUAGAUCCGAAGAAACUCAACAAGACAGUCGAUGAUUUCAAUGCGGCUAUCAAUAACAAGGAUUUAGAUCUCAUGAAGCUCGAUGGCAAGGCAACGACUGGCCUCAAACCAAACAAGACCAACUGGGCGAAUCCGAUCGCAAAGGCACCAUUCUAUGGUUUCCCUUGCACGCCCAAUCUCACCUUCACUUACGGCGGUGUGAAGACUGAUCUUCACUCGCGCGUGCUUUCUCACAAUGACAUACCGAUCCCAGGUCUCUAUGCAAGCGGAGAGAUGACUGGGUUGUUCUACAAUGAAUACCCACCAGCCACCAGCUGCCUUCGGAGCAUGACGUUCGGCCGUCUCGCUGGAACAGAGAUUGCACAGAAAAUUCAGAUGUGA
Colletotrichum aenigma is the source of this 1338-nucleotide messenger RNA. RefSeq names its product 3-ketosteroid 1-dehydrogenase helE (gene helE-1). Lineage: Eukaryota; Fungi; Ascomycota; Sordariomycetes; Glomerellales; Glomerellaceae. The record is from RefSeq and is a predicted model, not a curated record. The transcript has 4 exons. The coding region runs from base 1 to 1338 and encodes 445 amino acids.